Cucurbita moschata (crookneck pumpkin) is the source of this 1498-nucleotide messenger RNA. RefSeq names its product ankyrin repeat and SAM domain-containing protein 3-like. The record is from RefSeq and is a predicted model, not a curated record. Gene Ontology annotation, molecular function: protein binding. The transcript is spliced from 2 exons. NCBI's taxonomy places the organism in Eukaryota, Viridiplantae, Streptophyta, Magnoliopsida, Cucurbitales, Cucurbitaceae. Bases 548 to 1384 code for a protein of 278 amino acids.
UCACGAAGCUUCCACGACAAUCCCCUUCUUCUUCGUCUUUCCAUUCCCACAGUUUCCUUUCCAAUUCGAAAACCAUCAUCUACGAACCGUAUCAUCUAUCCAUUCACAGUGCAGGACGCCAAUUUUCAUCCACGCGGCACCAUAAAAGCCACCAACUCAACCAGCUCUCCUGUACACCACAAUCUACCCAAUUCAUUCCCUUUGACCAAAUUGAAAGUUUUCGAUUUCAAGUGUCUUCGUCAAUCUUUUCCCCUUUUCCAAAUCUCGAAUCCGUCUUAUAAACCAGUGGGAAGAACAAAAGUAGCGAAAUCCACAUCUUAAUUGGAAGUUUUUCCUUUUUUUCUCAUUGAUUUCUCACUUUUUUUGCUUGCAUUUGGAUCGAAUGCGUACAAGUUGCCGCACAGCGACAGUUUUCAACCAGUUUUUCUAUUGGUGGAUAGAAAUCCAGGAUCCUCGCUGUUGGUUUUGAAGAAACAGUCAAAUUUUCACUUUGUGGUCGAAGUUCUUGGCUAUUCGAGGGUUCUUGUGUUCUCUGGUUUCUGGAAUCAUGUUGGUUAUGAAUGUGAUGAACUCGAAGAGACAAAGGCGUCCAAAUGUUAGGCUUGGGGAAAUUGGGGACAUAUCUGCAGCUUGGGCCUGUGGGUUUUCUCAUAGCAAUAGGGGAAAGUUAGUUCAUAAGGAGUGGAAGAAUGAUUUGGACCAAACUAUGGGUUAUGAAGAUCAUAACCCCACUGUUUUUGGAGAUUUGAAUCCAUUAUCUCCCAAGCUCACAAUCUCUCCACAAACUUCAACAGAGUUGCAGCACAAUGAAGAGGACACCAAUAACCCCAAAUCUUCUGAAUUGGUUUUGGAAUGUCCCAUGAAGUUUAGUGAUGUGACUAGGAAGUGUAGAGAUAUGAAGCGUCGGGGGCGUAGCAACAACAGCUACGCCAUUCUCGGUGGCAGUUGGAGCUCGAAACAUAGCUCCGAUGACUUCUCGAUGGAUGAGAAGGAAUGUGAGGGGACAGGUAAUUCUGCUAAUGGUUUUGGUGACUCCUCUGAUCAUCAAACACCAACGACUAGCAAAGAGUACGGUAUCGACCAACCAUCGAUGCAUCGAGAGCUUAAGUCAAACAACAAUGCGCAAUUUACCGGUGAGAAAGCUCGGGCGCAAGAAAGAAUGAGAUUAGAAGAUGAGAAUACAAAUGCUGUUAGUAGAUGGUUAGAAGAGGUUGGAUUUGGGAAGUAUGCUGGUGUGUUCGAGAUGCACGAGGUAGACGAGGAGGCUUUGCCGUUGCUGACCAUUGAAGAUCUCAAAGAGAUCGGCGUAUUGUCUGUCGGGUCUCGAAGGAAACUGUACAAUGCAAUCCAACAGUUAAGAGGAGGAGAGGAAGAAGGUGUUUGAAAGCUUAGAAAGCUAAAUGUGCAUAGAAAAAGAUGUACAUAUACCUCCUAACAUCUUUUGUGUUGAUUACGUUACAUGCGUGAAUGCUAGAACUUCCUCUAGGCUGUAAUAUUG